Messenger RNA from Glossina fuscipes, 2575 nucleotides. RefSeq names its product zinc finger protein 26-like. Gene Ontology annotation, molecular function: zinc ion binding. The record is from RefSeq and is a predicted model, not a curated record. Gene Ontology annotation, cellular component: nucleus. NCBI's taxonomy places the organism in Eukaryota, Metazoa, Arthropoda, Insecta, Diptera, Glossinidae. The coding region runs from base 182 to 1945 and encodes 587 amino acids. The transcript has 4 exons.
UGAAAACCCUUCUAAAUACCCAUUGUAAGGUUGCAAAAGUGCACUUAAUAAAAAUAAAAUUGUGGGGAUUUGCGAAGAUCCUCAUCUAUGAAUUUGAUGAACGGUUCUACAAACGUUUCUCAUAAGCAAGAACUUAAAUAUUAGCAAAAGUUGAAAAUUUGUUGCAAUUAGACGAAAAGCAAUGGCUGCUGUAAGCUUCCAUACUGAAAUUGCAAGCGACAAAGAUAGCAUUGCCGACUCGAUAGAAGCAUGUCGAACCUGUGGUAUUUAUUAUAUGGUGAACUCGAAUUACUUAAAGCCAUUGUUCCAUUUGCCUGUAGAAAACACAGAAAUGAUGCUAAUACGCUUAGAACUAAGCAGUUGGAAUAUUGAGAUAGAUGAAAAUGACGGUCUUCCUCAGCAUGUGUGUAGUAGUUGCAUACAUGAAUUUCAGAAAAUAUUUAAAUUUCGCAGUUGUUGUGUAGAAACACAAGAGCAGUUUCGUCUUUUUAAUAACUUAAGACAAGGCAAUCAAGCAAAUAUGAAAAUAAAAACAGAACUGCCAGAUCCGGACGAAGAAAAUGUGUGCGAUUUUAUUUAUAUUAACGAUUUAAGCGAUAAUGAAUACGACGGCGCAACCGCUACGCCGUUCAAUAUACCACAUGCACCCAUAAAAGAAGAGUUAAUUGAAGCCGCCACAGUACCGAUUGAAAACACUGUUGAUCAGCCGUUGAGCAUGGCGGAAGCUUCAAUGAGUAUUUUAUCUUCAAACAUACAACAAGCGAAUUCGAACGUAUGUGGUAGUUUAAAAAAUGAAGACACUAAUGCGGAAGCUAAGCCGUCACAACCAACCCACGUCGAAUGCCACUUAUGUCAAUAUAUCUCGCGAAACCAGGAAACACAUCGACUGCAUAUGAGCCGCGUACACGAAAUCAAGGAUUUGGAAUGCCAUAUAUGUGGAAAAGAAUUCAAAAAUUCGACUAUUGUUCGCUUGAAAUUCCACUUGAAAUGGCAUAAUUUAAAUAAACACAUACGUUGCUCUCAGUGUGGUUUCGUGUGUAAAUCUCGCAACGCCUUAAAAGAACACAUCCGCGCGUUACAUGCUAGAAUCAAGUGCAAAUUAUGCGGAAAAAUGUUGAUAGCUAAAAAAAUGAAAAAUCACAUGCGUCAACAUGAGUUAACUUGCCAAUGCUGUUCGGAAGUUUUCCGAGAAGAGAGUGAUCUGGAGAGGCACUUGUGGCAAACGCAUGCUAUUGAAUGUCAGCAAGGAGGCUCAGGCUUAAAUGCUAAGCCUAACGAUGAGUCAGAGCUGCACAAUGCAGAAGAAAGUGUAAAUAUAAAUGAUUGUGCACUGAACUGUGCUCGUUGCGAUGAGAAGUUUGCACAACAAUCUGAACUGGAACUGCAUUUAAAACAGCAACAUUCUCAAAACAACGUAAAUUUACUAGAACUGGGUGCACAAGCUAUCGGGGUGACGUCAGGAUCAUUCGCAGUUUGCGUUAAUGAAGAUGUUAGUGAUACCACUUGCUCAUUUGGGACUUAUGAUAAAAAGUUGAAAGAAGAAAUUUACGUUUCUGCAGCUGACCUGUCAUCCCAUCCAAAUGAAGGAUUAGACGCGACAACGUUAUCUCAAACCAAUAACAUAUUCGAUAAAAGCACUGAGGAAGAAAGUCUUGAUAAUAUAGAAGAUAAUUUAGAGCAUGACUCAACACAGUCGGGAAGCACAAUUGAAAAUGGCUCGGAGAACAAUGGAAAUUCUUACGUAAAUGCAAGUACGCAUUCGUUUGCUUGCGCUAAAUGUACGCUAACGUUUGCGGCCAUAGAACAAUUGCGUACACAUUAUGAACUACAUUUGACAAAGGAGAAGCGCAAGUCUGAAUUUAAUUGUCACUUAUGCGCAAAACGUUUCGAUUUGAAAUUCUCACUUAACCGCCACUUGAAGAAACACAUGAACACAUCAAUCUAAAUGUGGACGUUUCCUACUUUCUCGCUUUACGUUUUGUUUUAACGUGACAUUUUAUUAAAACAUUACUAAAGUUAAAAUGCCAUAACACACUUUGUUAAAUGCAUACGCACUGAAGGAUGCGUUUACUAGAAAUGUCCUUCCGAUUUGACCAUUCACAUUCACAUUAUUGUUCAAAGAUUUCGAUAAAAAGCUAAAUUUUGUUAUAUAUAUAUUAUAUUUUAAAUUGUAAAAAAGACAGCUUAAAAUUUUAGUGCAAGAAAUGGUAUAUAUAAUCUGUUCACAAAUAUGCCUACGGGAAAAAAAUUGACUUAUUGCAUAAAAAAGAUGAUAAAUUAAAAGAAGCGGUCAGCGUAAAAAACAAAAAACGAACAAAUAUAUGUCCGUAGCUUGAAAAGUGCUUCGCAAAUGUCGAGGAGGGAUUAUAGGCGGGGGUAUCAAAGAUUCGCCCUAAUUGCGGACAUGAUCUCACCUUGAUUUAUAAGCAACUUUUCUUUCAGUUAACCUGUAUACUUUCACUUUCAAAUUUACAGGGUAAAUGGACUUUUGUAAUUUUUUUUUUAAAUUUGCUUUAACUAUAAGCGUUUUCGAUCAGUGUAGAAAUAUCAAAUGAUGGCCUUUUUUUCGUGAGCA